This is a messenger RNA of Asparagus officinalis (garden asparagus), 852 nucleotides long. RefSeq lists its product as uncharacterized. Bases 1 to 852 code for a protein of 283 amino acids. The record is from RefSeq and is a predicted model, not a curated record. The transcript is spliced from 3 exons. NCBI's taxonomy places the organism in Eukaryota, Viridiplantae, Streptophyta, Magnoliopsida, Asparagales, Asparagaceae.
AUGUCGGACAUCUCCUCCUCUACUACUCCUUCUAUUGUUGCUGGUGAGACCUCUGCGCCCAAGAGCAAACUACCACAUCUUCUUGCAUCUCCACCACCAACCUCAGAUCCUACCUACAAUUCAUGGCUCUCAUCUGAUUAUUAUGUUAUGACUUGGCUUCUCAACAGUAUGGAAACACAGAUCAGUAGCAGCGUUAUGUUUUUAACCACUGCGAAGGAGAUGUGGGACAACCUAAAGAUUAUGUACGGGAACGAGAAGAAUGUUUCUCGUGUAUUUGAAAUUUAUGGACGACUGUUUGCGCUCAAACAAGGAGAUAAGUCAGUUCCGGAAUUCUUUGGUGAAUUGAAGAGACUGAUAGAUGAACUAGAGAUGCAUCAGCCUGCAGUAGCUGAUGCAGCGACGCUAUUAGGGUAUCGUCGUGAUCUGGCAGAAUCCAAAUUUCUUUCUGGGUUGAACCCUAAUUUACAGUCCCAGGUGAGAGGACAGAUAUUGGGUGGAGAUACAAUUCCCUCACUGACUGCUACAUUCUUCAGAGUCAUGCAGGUCUCUACUGGUGUUACUUCUGAUACUACUACACCAUCUCCACCUACGAUGGAUCAGUCUGCCAUGUUCUCUAAUCGAGGCAAAGGCCGCGGUCGUGGUCGUGGCCGUGAUUCAGGGGGAGGACGUGGUUCCUUUGGUGGGAGGCAAGGUGAAUCUGAUAAGGGCUCACGACAGUGUGGUCAUUGUGGGAGAACCAAUCAUAUUUCUGAGAAGUGCUGGGAGAAGUUUGGUCGUCCUCAGUGGGCCCAUGUAGCUGAUACAGAGUCGACUAACUCAUCUAUUUCUGCUACUACUUUUGGCAGAUUAUGA